CCCAACUUCCUGCUUAACCCUCCCAUGCCAACCCACAUGGCCUGAACCAGCCAUUUUUUCUAAGGAGCAUCUGAAGGAGUCGAGAGAGCGCCAGCUGCAUCAAUGGUGCGGCUGGGGAACUUUGCAAACCAAGAGAGCUUGAAAUCUGAAACUUUCUUCUAAUUCGUUUCACAACGUUAAGAGUGAACAUGGAGAAUCCCCAAUAGACGCACUCAACCCGAAACGGAGCUUCAAGGCGGCCACUCUGCUGAAACCUUACCGGCAAUAGGUUCCUCUACGCACAGUGGCGAAGACCCCUGCUAAGUGACUCCGGAAGCUGACUUUCUACGCACGGGAGAAGACGGCAACCAAAGGAAACAAAAAAAGACGACAAUGCACUCAAGCUGGGUGAUGUUGCUUACUUUGCUGGUUUCCCUGAAAGAGUUUUCCGCAGCGCAGGAUUCGGCCCUGGAAGAAGCCUGGAGAGACUGGAAGAGGACCUAUGAGAGAGUGUACACUGAUGAGGAAGAGGCCUCCCGGAGAGCCAUAUGGGAGAAGAAUCUGCAGAUGGUUGAGAAGCACAACCGUGAGGCCGAUGAGGGAAAACACACCUAUUGGAUGAAGAUGAACCAGUUUAGUGAUUGGACCAUUGAAGAAUUUAAAAGCAUAUUGGGAAGUCUUCCUGAGACAGUUGAUCCUGACAAUGCUUCUCAAGGCGUUCCCCAAGCGCCAGACAUUCAGCCGACACCCAAGCCCAAGAAAUGUCACCAGAGACGUUACGGCACUUCAAGAAAAGACCAACUGGCUCUCACUUACAGAAGAAAACGGGGCAAGCAUCAUUCUGAAAAUUUGGGAAAGCUUUGUCUAAUAUCCAGCAACGGCACCAAGAAACUGUUAGGAAGGAGGUGUGGGUGUAUAAGCCGUUAUCGUCGUCGUUGCCAAAAAUGUUGUAAGCUGGCUUUGUAGUCAAGACAAGACUGUGACUCAAGAUCUCUUAUAAUAAUGUAAGCAGGAUUAAAUAGAAUCUAGCAGAUUUCCCAUCUGCCAGGGAAACAGGUUCCCCCAGGAUAGAGCUCUCUCUCACUUUUUGCUCUAAUACUUAGUUUCCUCAUAUUUCUCCCCUGUCCUGCAACAUGAUAUUUAAGUCCGAUAUGCUGUUUCAUCUUUUUAAAACUAUAGUGGAUAAAUCCAUUAGAAAAAUACAGAACAAAUGUUUAGGGAAACAAGAGGAAAAUAGCCUGAAAGCAGGACAUUUGGAAGUGUCCCUUUUAAUGUCCCUCUCCUUUUUAAUAUUUUUGUUUGAUCGUUGUGGUUCAUAACUUUUUGUUUAAAAAAACCCGCAAAAGCAUUUUGAACCGCAGCUUCCUUUUGCUUUCUCUGGGAAAGUAGGUAAGACAUUGUUCUUUUGACUAUGUCCCGUCUCCAGAGCUCAGGCCAUUCAAAACUUAACCUCAAAUUAUAAGCAACCCUUGAUUUACAACCAUAAUUGAGUCUGGAAUUAUAGUUGUAAGUCAACGUGGACAUUAAGUGGGUCACCAUGGACUGGACACAUCUUUACAUAUUUUGCAGUGGCUGUUAAGGAAUGCCAUGUUUAAUCAAAUGCAGUAAUCAUUAACCAAAUCCGUUAUACCCGAUGGGCAUUUUUAUUGGAAACUGGAAAUAAAUACCGGAAAAUUGCAAAAAAUGUCAAAAAUUGUUUGUGUGACCAUGGGAUACUGCAAAAAGCAGUAAAUGUGAGCUGCUUGCUAAGCACCCAAAGUGCAAUCACAUAACUGCAUGUGUUUUGUAUUGAGAUUGUUGUUAUUUCAAAAUUGGGUGGCAAGAACCUUAUGGGCUUCUUUCAUAAAUCUGAAUGACCCAUUGUAAAUAGAGGACUAGUUUUCAGUUCAGCUCAGCCUAUUUGGUCCCUAAACUGUCAAUAUUAGGGUUUAUUGUUUUUUAAAAGCUUUAUUUUACCGUUUGUGAUAUAUUUUCUAACGGAAAUUUUAUUUCAGCCCAAUUCUAUAUUAUUUUAUCUGGAUCUUCCUAGAUAUUUCUUGACUGACUUUUUCCAAUGUCCAUUGCUAUCAAUUUCUCCAAAUUUGUUAAGAAUUAGCAAACUUAAAUUUUAAUAAAAUUGUUAAUUGUGCCUGUUAUAACUAUUACAUAUGGCCACUUCAUUUCACGGUUAUUAUUACUCUUCUGAUGCAAAUUAAGUUUAUUGGAUCUGAAAAGCAAUAUGAAUUUGGCGAAAGGCAAAAGUGUGAUUUGGAAAGUGCAUGGGUGCAUAUGUAGCAUAAAGAUUUUAUCCUGCUUUUAUUAAUGUAGUUUGUAAGUCAUUUAAGGUAGUGAACAUACAUAAUACUCCUAUUUCCCUACAGAAAGCAGGUGGGUUGGGCUGCGAGGGACAGACAGACCGAAAGUAACCUAGUUGGUUUUUGGCAGAAAACCUCAGGCAGAACUAGAAUUCAGUUUCUAGCAUUCAGAAUUCUGAAUCCAGCACCUCAACCACUAUACCAAACUGGUACUCCUAUUGGGAAUACUUUAUCAAACAUAUUUUUUCCUGAAUUGUGUGGGUAGUUGCACAAGCCCAGGAAAAUACCCAGUUACAUUAAGGUUAUGUACAUUUUGCCUUUUGAAUUUGGAUAAAUUUUAUAAUUUAUCAGGAUGUUAUAAAAUGUGCAGGUAAAACCUUGCUUUGAAUUAUACUUUUGCUUUUCCUUCACCUGAAUUUUACUUGUACACAAUUGUAUUGGGCAAAUUUUAAUGGAAAAAAUAUUUCUAUACCACCAACUGCAUGGUACAUAUCUAAUCACUUUAGUUUUGUCUGCAAUAUUUUUGUGCCACAACUUGUUUUUCAUAAAUGGGAAUGUUUUUUUUUUGCUUUGA
Messenger RNA from Ahaetulla prasina, 2847 nucleotides. Its product is annotated as cathepsin J-like. The record is from RefSeq and is a predicted model, not a curated record. The transcript has 6 exons. Bases 373 to 945 code for a protein of 190 amino acids. NCBI's taxonomy places the organism in Eukaryota, Metazoa, Chordata, Lepidosauria, Squamata, Colubridae.